UUCCCCUCCACCUCUGACUCUCUUUGGUCGUCGUUGCUGACAGAUCGGCAAGAUGUCGCUUGUCAUACCAGAAAAAUUCCAACACAUUCUUCGUGUCAUGGGCACGAAUAUCGAUGGUAAUAGAAAAGUCAUGUUUGCGAUGACCGCUAUUAAAGGUGUUGGAAGGCGAUAUGCCAAUAUCGUCUUAAAGAAGGCUGAUAUCGACUUAGACAAACGUGCUGGAGAAUGCUCCGAAGAAGAGGUUGAAAAGAUCAUUACGAUCAUGGCGAAUCCCAGGCAAUACAAAAUCCCUGAUUGGUUCCUCAACAGACAAAAGGACAUUGUUGAUGGAAAAUAUUCUCAGCUGACCAGUGCCAUGUUGGAUUCAAAACUUCGUGAAGAUUUAGAACGCAUGAAGAAGAUCCGUGCUCACAGAGGACUCCGUCACUAUUGGGGCCUCCGAGUUCGUGGUCAACACACCAAAACCACUGGAAGACGUGGUCGCACUGUUGGUGUGUCCAAGAAGAAGUAAUCAUUCAGUGUAUCUUGUAAGAAUAAAGUUUUUAACCUGA
Messenger RNA from Orussus abietinus, 551 nucleotides. It is a transcript of the gene RpS18, whose product is annotated as 40S ribosomal protein S18. Gene Ontology annotation, biological process: translation. NCBI's taxonomy places the organism in Eukaryota, Metazoa, Arthropoda, Insecta, Hymenoptera, Orussidae. The coding region runs from base 53 to 511 and encodes 152 amino acids. The transcript has 4 exons. The record is from RefSeq and is a predicted model, not a curated record. Gene Ontology annotation, cellular component: small ribosomal subunit; cytosol; ribosome. Gene Ontology annotation, molecular function: structural constituent of ribosome; RNA binding.